Messenger RNA from Telopea speciosissima, 1580 nucleotides. RefSeq lists its product as uncharacterized. The record is from RefSeq and is a predicted model, not a curated record. The coding region runs from base 1 to 1497 and encodes 498 amino acids. Gene Ontology annotation, molecular function: protein-lysine N-methyltransferase activity; protein binding. Gene Ontology annotation, biological process: peptidyl-lysine monomethylation. The transcript is spliced from 10 exons. Lineage: Eukaryota; Viridiplantae; Streptophyta; Magnoliopsida; Proteales; Proteaceae. Gene Ontology annotation, cellular component: nucleus.
AUGGCUGACCUGUUUCAUCUAUUGGUUUUUUACCUGUUGUUGCAGACUGAACUUUACUUUGGUAGAGUUGAUCUAUCACUGGAAUAUUACAGCCCUAAGAAUGAGCUGCAGUCACUCAACUCAAUCCUCGCACAAAUUGAUAACUUACUCUCAGGUUCUGCACAUACGAGAAUUGAUAGUCUCCAAGAAUUGCAUGAUCUAGCUGUAGAUAUGAUAACAGAUUUUGGAGAGAAGAAUAGUGAAGAAGUAAGGACUGAAAAGUGUAGCUGUGGUCCCGAAGAAACUUUAUUAGAGUGGGGUAAAAAACAUGGUGCAAGAACAAGGUUGCAGAUUGCUCAUGUUGAAGGAGCAGGAAGAGGAGUUGUAGCAUCAGAAGAUCUAAAAAUUGGCGACUCUGCUUUAGAAAUCCCUGAAUCUAUGAUCAUCUGUGAGGAGCUUGUUUAUGAAUCGGACAUGUUUCAUGUAUUGAAAAAGAUCAACACCAUCACACCUGAGAUAUUGUUAUUGUUGUGGAGCAUGAAGGAGAGGUACAACUCUGAUUCCAAAUUCAAGAUAUAUUUUGAGACAUUGCCUGAAGCAUUUAAUACAGGAUUAAGCUUUGGAAUCGAUUCACUUACUGCUUUAGAGGGAACUUUGUUGUUUGAAGAGAUAAUGCAAGCAAAAGAGCACCUGCGCAGACAAUAUGAGGAUUUGUUUCCCAUCUUAAGCAGUUCACAUCCUAAUGUAUUUCCUCCAGAGCUAUAUACAUGGGAGCAAUUCCUUUGGGCCUGUGAGCUCUGGUACUCUAAUGGCAUGGAAGUUAUUCUUACAGAUGGAAAGUUGAGGACGUGCUUGGUUCCUCUUGCAGGCCUUUUUAAUCAUUCACUGUGCCCACAUAUACUGCAUUAUGGAAAAGUAGAUUCAGCAACAAAAUCCUUAAAAUUUUCUCUUUCAAGACCUUGUAGAGAAGGAGAACAAUGCUAUCUUAGCUAUGGGAACUUUUCUAGCUCUCAUCUUCUUACCUUCUAUGGUUUUCUUCCAAAUAGAGAUAACCCCUAUGAUGUCAUUCAACUGGAUAUUGAUGAUCUAAAUGCAGAUGAUUCCAGGAGUUGCCUCGUGUCUGAUUGGACCACUCAUAUGGUGCGGGGGACAUGGUUAUCAACUAUUCAUGAUCUCUUCUAUUAUGGGUUGCCACAUCCAUUAUUAGAUCAUCUCCGUGGGUCUAUUGAUGAAGAUAAGAUGCAUCCAACAGCAUCUAAAAACUUGAUGAAUGAGGUGGAAGUCCUCAACAUGAUCAAAUCCAUCUUCAGUCCUAUGAUGGAUGAACUCGGUGAUCCAGAAGAUAUCGUCAGGGAGAAUCUGAACUGGGAUUUAAAGCUGGCAUUGGAAUUUAAAGAUCUCCAGAGGAGGAUCAUAUCUUCAGUUUUGGACUCAUGUUCUGCUGGUCUUGAAUUGUUGAACAACCAAUUAAAUAGUCAGACCCAAUCCAAACAAAUCGAGGAGAGAAGAAGCCAGUAAGAUGGGUUAGAAGUAUGUGCCCGCCACUACAGAACUGGAAUACUGAUCUUCCCAAUGCAAAUCAAUGCUUUUUGCAGUGCAUC